Stylophora pistillata is the source of this 1714-nucleotide messenger RNA. RefSeq lists its product as uncharacterized. NCBI's taxonomy places the organism in Eukaryota, Metazoa, Cnidaria, Anthozoa, Scleractinia, Pocilloporidae. Gene Ontology annotation, biological process: cell migration. The record is from RefSeq and is a predicted model, not a curated record. Gene Ontology annotation, cellular component: membrane; cell surface.
UGACGGGUGCGAAAGCUUCUAAAGGCAGUUCAACCGGGAUAUCGAGCAUCGUGAAUUUAGCGCCUGUUUUUUAAAGUUUUGACGGAUUUUUGUGACUCAGGAAUCCUUGAUUGACGAGGAGUAUCGAAAUUGAACGGGAUUAAGGACGUAUUGGACAAACAUGAGGCCUAAAUUGCUUCUUUUUAGUGUUUUUGUUGUUUGUGUUGCCUUCGCAAUCGCCAGCACGGUGGCGAACGACGAUGACUCGAUUGACAUCGAUAGCGACACAGAUUUUCCUUUGUUAAAAGAAUCGAAAAGCACCACAUCUGCGGAAAGUUUUGACGGCGAAGGAGACGACGAGGAUGACGAUUAUGGGUCUGGAACUGUGUCAGAUGAAAGUGCGAGUGGCAGUGGAGAGUCUCAAGUGGACGUUUCUGUUGUUACGCCGUCCACCAAAAAACCAGACACCAAAACCGAACAGACCACAGUAAACCUUAACGAAAUAACAGAUAGCACUGAAAAACCGACGCAUGACGUAGGAGGCAACGAACUUAUAGAUGGGCCAACGGAUGAAAAUGACGAAUCGAUGGCUGGCGGUUUCUCAAUCAGAGAUGACGACGAGCCUAAAGAAGAUUCUCCGAACGCUGAGACGCUAACCGAAGAGAACAAUGAAAGUGUUCUUAGAGUUCUAACUACUGAGGUUAUUGCUGCAGUCGUCGUGGGAGCUGUAUGUGCCGUUAUUCUGAUCGCAUUUUUGGUUUAUCGCCUCCGGAAGCGAGACGAAGGUAGCUAUGCUCUCAGUGAUAUCGGCUACAAAGACACCUACAAACUUCAAGGCGAUACUGGCAAAGAGGCCUUUGUUUGAACAGAGUGGAGACAUUAUUUUAUAAGCUGAACUUUUUUACGGACACAAGUGAGUUUUUCUAGUCGAGGUAACUAGUAGUGUACGUAACACGCCUAAAAUAUAGACAAUUUGCUGCAAGUAGUUCGCUCGAUUGAGCAUAACCUCGGAACGACUCCAUCUCCCAACGCAAUACUGCUAUAAAAUCGCGUUUUAAAACUAUGUUAACUCGCAAAGAAAAGGUUGAAAAAGAUACCUUUUUCGUAAUUGGGUUUGUUUUUAUGGUUUUAUUUGAAAGCGAAGUGAGUUACCACGGAUUCAUUUUCGUAAAAUGUGGGGUUAUGAUAAGUAGGUAUUUCUGACCUAUGUAGCCUUCAUUCUCAACCAAUUUUUUUAAGAUUUUUUUGUAUAUGAUACUCAAGUUAAAGUGAUAAUGAUUAUUUUAAAUGUCUUGUUUUUUUGGGGACAAGAAAUCAUUUAUGAAAGCAUAACUGUAUGAUAUGAGUAUACACACAUGAUAUAGCAUAUGAUUUUUUACACUAAAUACGUCGCAACUUCGCCGUAGAGUUCGGUAGAACGUUGCCUUUGCAAGGGUCGUAUGUUUACGAAUAUCUUGUGAUCUAAGGUAAUUUUAUGAAAUGAAUCGACGAAUGUAGACUCUCAAAUCUCCAUUCUAAGGUUGAAUGUGGCGUAAAGGAAAGAAAAAGCAACUACUGGGAGAUAUUUAUCGCUUAAGUGUAGCGAGUUUUCUUCAAAGUUUGAACGGCUGAAGUUGCGCCUUUGGGAGAUUCAAUUAUUCGCAUGUAGACCUCGUUUUUGAAAUUGCACAGGCAUGUGAAAGAGGGCCGCGAGAUUCGGCUCGUUUUUUGUAAUAAAUAAUCUUUUUGAAGAACA